UCGCUGUGUCGCGUAUGCUCCACCUGGUCUCCGGUUUGGCUGUAACUGUGGCGACCACAAAAUCACCAAGACGUGAUGCUUCCGUGAACGUAUGGGUGCCAUUUGCAAACGGCACUGAGGGGUUUAUCAAAGAUUUGAAGCUCGUUAAUCCAAUCCAGGCCCAAGAGAUCAGGGCCUGCAUAGUUCGUGAGGUAGCAUGCAGCACUGAGUUCAAUCCUCUUGAACCUUGCAGAACAAUUCAGCUUCCCGGCCAGUUUGAGGCUUCCACCAGUUGCACUACGAACGGUGCACUUUGUGGGUUCCACUGCUGGCCUUCCAAUCACACCCCAGAUUACGGCUAUAGCUUUACCCGGCGAUUCACCAUGCUUGGCCCCUAUCCGCAACAACCCAUACCAAUAGAGGCACUCCCAGAGUAUGAUGUUCAGGAAAUAUUGCUCGAUGGAAGAGAACUUUUGGAAAAACCACCUACUCCGGCAGAACAUUUCCAAAAGAUUGUGAAUCGAAUCGACUUCACGAAGUCUUACGAUGGUAGCUGCCGAUCCGAUGUUACUGAGUCCAGUGGCAAGUCUGCUGCCCGUGGUUCCCUCAAAAUGUGGAACGUCGUUCGUGAAACCUCCAGGAUGGCACUUACUGAGAUCAAUGCCUUAGUAGAUAUUCUUGCCGUUCUCAAAGAGGAAAAGUAUUUGUCUGUUUUCCCUGUUGCGACAGACCCACCGGAUUUAAACCCUGCUAUCUUCCUUGUCGGCAAAAAACAGGCCCUUGCAGCCGCUUCAGAGAUUCUACUCAAAGGCACCGAACGCUUGCGAAGAAGACAUGCUGAAGUAGCGGAUGCUCGGUCGCGUACCACAAGCAGUGCAAACAAUUCUUCUGAUCGAAGCAAGACGGCGUCCACACUAGAAUCGUUUCACAAAACCUUGAUGCAGUUGAGACAAGAGUGGCGACUUAAGCUGCACCAAAACACAAUCAUUGGAGAUGUGAGUUUGCGCGCCAUCGGAUCGCGUUUUCGAGAAUCUGGUAAUUUUGAAGUACGUGAGUCCGAUAUGGUUGCGCUCCAAAAGUCGAACAACAGCGGCACGAAUGAUAUGGAAGUUUCUGGUAGCGUGGAGGUUGUUUUUUCACGGUCUGUCGAAGCCCUGCUUAACAAUACUGUUGGGUCUGGCCUGCUUACUGUUGAAAUACACGAGACCGGCACUGAUUCCGGACCAGUUCACCUAUGGGACUGUGUCUUCAACGCGAAUUCCGGGACUUCGUCAGAACUCACCACGCGUAGCUCGUCAGCUGAAAAGCUGAGUCAGCGUGAACGACUCUUGAGAACACAACGGCUGCUGGCGUGCCGAGAGAUUCUUCACACACUUUCCUUUGAGGCCUUCAGUUCCAAAAGUCGCUUGUGUGAUUCAAGUUGUUUUGCUACACAGGAUAGAGUCAUUGCGAAUCUUCUCCCCGGCGUCCAACUGACUAUCAGUCUUGAGACAAGACCACCGCCAAGUGAUUCACUCGAAAUCGAACUGGAGGAGUCAAAGCCACUGUUGACUACCAAACCCACGUCAUCCUCAAAGUCAGAUGGCAACAAUCGCGUUCACGUAGCCUUGACGUUGAGCUUACAGCUGAACCGUCUUCUGGCGGCGCAACACCGCGUGGUUUGGCCCAAUCUAGCCAGUCUGCCAACUUCUGCCUGUGGAGCUGUCCAGAUCCCGGCGAGAAAUCGAGCUGCCGGAGCCCACGCGUUGCAUGCAUCGCACUUCAAUCCGUCUGGAUCCGAUGUUUCUGCCUUCUCUAUAGCAGUUGCCAGUGUUGCUGGCUUUGCUGGCCCUGCCACUGCAGCUUGGUCAACCCAUAAUAUUGUUCAUCGGUCAACUACCGGUCCUGGUGACCGGUCAGAUCCUACAGUAAUGGCUACCCAGCGCCUGCCUUCGGCGUCCAUAACGCAGGAUCGUUUGGCACUUUUCACAGAAUGGGGGACGCUCCAGACUUGCAGUGGUAUGUCCUCGUCCGCUAUCCAACAAUCUACAGUGGGACCAGCAGGUUCCCAGAUCCCAUACGACGAUUCGGUUUACGGUACGUCUAAGGUGGCAUCCGUGGAACAUCUACUUCAUCGGAAGAAAGCGGAUGAUGGAGCCAUUCAAAGUGUCUUGGGAUCCACCUCAUCCCUUUUGGACCGAAUUGUCGCCAUAAGCAGACAUUAUUUCUUGCGGAACAGGGUUUUCGACUUGCUCGUUGACUUUGUUCAAAACUCUCCAAUCCGCGUCAUUGUUCAUUGGGAUGGUCUAAAUACUGCUCUGGUUACCUCGGCUCGAAUAUGUUUCUAUGCCGUCAAUUACGACGCGUAUCGCUCCUGGAUUGGUCUAACUGUGACUCAUACGGGUAUGUGUCUGUUCUAUCCCGACCCACCACGGUCCUGCUAUGUGGGUAUGGAUUUUAGCAGACUGCGAAUGUUGCUGAGACAUCAGGUGGUUUACACUCAGCUGUACUUUCUGGAUGUACUGAUUACUAAAAUUCUUGGCUGGACACGCUUGGGGAAUAAUCCAUUUUCAGGAAUAGCCGAUCUAGAGGAUGUUGGAGACGCCCCUGUCGUCGUCAAAUUGUUUGCAUCACCUUCGGGACGAACUUUUGUCUGUCUCUGGGCCAGUGGCUCCACGGCUCUCCGACUGUUUGUAUCCGAUCGUGCACCGGCUUCCUUGGACCACUUGGGAUCCAUUCAAUCACGUGCUUCGGCAAGAACCGACUCCUGUCGUUUGGCCAGUCAAGGAUUUCGAGAAGUGCAUCUUCGAAGCGUCCGGGGUGGGAUUCAUGAUGUCGCCCGAAUAGAAGCUGUUAUGACUUCUUUGCCGUAGCUACACAACCAGUCGAUUACUGUACAUAGUCCUUUGGUAUAUGUCACCUGUAAAUUCUCAGUUCUCUCUCCAGGUUUUCUAAAUACGUACUCAUAAUACCCUAGUUAGAUGCUUCUUACUUAUAGGUCUGCGGCGUAAAAUUGGUCCUAUUUGGUGAAAUUCAG
Messenger RNA from Opisthorchis viverrini, 2995 nucleotides. RefSeq lists its product as hypothetical. Gene Ontology annotation, biological process: regulation of transcription by RNA polymerase II. Gene Ontology annotation, molecular function: transcription coregulator activity. The record is from RefSeq and is a predicted model, not a curated record. The coding region runs from base 15 to 2831 and encodes 938 amino acids. The transcript has 10 exons. Gene Ontology annotation, cellular component: mediator complex; core mediator complex. Lineage: Eukaryota; Metazoa; Platyhelminthes; Trematoda; Opisthorchiida; Opisthorchiidae.